Molecule: messenger RNA, 921 nt
Organism: Coprinopsis cinerea okayama7#130
Lineage: Eukaryota; Fungi; Basidiomycota; Agaricomycetes; Agaricales; Psathyrellaceae
Exons: 2
Coding region: 1-921 (306 amino acids)
Source: RefSeq, a predicted model, not a curated record
AUGCGUGGUCGAUGCUUUGGUUGCGGAUCCUCCGCCCACAUCAAGAAGGACGGCAACCACGGCUCACUUCGUUGCAACCACUGCCAGCGUCUCGGCCACUCUGCUAACGUCUGCCAAGACAAGUUCAUGGGCUAUCCGCCCGGUCGAGGACUCACCCAACAUCGUCGCGUUGCUGCCACCCAGGAGGCUCCCUUCUCGCUCUUCGAUGACUCUUCCACACCCGCCGCCACCAUUGCUGCCACUUCGCCUGCCCCACCUGCUGCCACCUCGUCUAACGUUUCACUCGCCGAUCUCUUGGUUGCUCAGAAGAACCAACAGGACAUCCUGGAGCGCCUCAAGAAGAUCCAACAACAGGGAUGCAUCACCCACUUCGCUCGUCUGGAGCUCACGGUGGACGGCUACUCCGAGUGGACGGAUUUCCUCAUCACCGAUCUCGGGGGGGAAGAUGUCAUCUUAGGUCUCCCUUGGCUUCGCAAGAUCAACCCCCAGAUCGACUGGCGGAAAGGCACACUAGAGAUUUCCCCUCCUCGUAUUUCCAGUGUCACCAUCGAAGAAGUCCCCGAUGAAGACGCACAGCCCCCUCGAAAGGAACCCCCCUCCGGCAAUGCUAUUAUUGAACAGAUCUACAACGACCCCGAUCCGCCCGUUCCUACCGCUUUCGACGAUUCCCCGGCACCCAACCCUGACUUCCAACCAAGCGAACCUCCCCUCUGCCGCAUCCGCGCUAACCGAGUGACCCGGCGGAAGUGGGUUCGCAAAGGAUUGAUCGAGGACACAGGCGACGAACUUUGGUGUGCCGCAGGCUUCACAUACUCCCAGCAGAUUGCCGAGAAAUCCCAGAAGGACAAACCCCAGAAGACAUUCGAGGAGAGUUGUGUCCCCUUUAUCCCUCAGGCUACCCCUCGUUGUAUCAUCAUGUAG